AGGAACCAAUGGGAAGAGUGGUGUUUCCUGAGCAAACUGUGACUUAAAAAAAAUGUGGAGGGGUGGAGGUCAACAGCGCCACAGAAGAAGUGGAGCUUAGAAAUGUCGCUCAGCAGAUUUAAAAAGAAGUUCUGUACUUAAAUCAGCCGAGUGAAAAUACUAUGACUUUCCUGUUGUUGCCAGUUCUGAUAUGAACAGAAAAACCAAGAACAGGGCUAUGUGUGGAUUACAGUUUUCUCUGCCUUGCCUACGACUGUUUCUACUUGUUACCUGUUAUCUUGUAUUACUAUUCCAUAAAGAGAUACUUGGAUGUUCGUCUGUGUGCCAGCUCUGCACUGGGAGACAAAUUAACUGCCGUAAUUUAGGCCUUUCAAGUAUUCCCAAGAAUUUUCCUGAAAGUACAGUUUUUCUCUAUCUGACUGGAAAUAAUAUAUCACAUAUAAGUGAAAGUGAAUUUAAAGGACUUUAUUCUCUUGUAGCACUGUAUUUGGAUAAUUCUAGAAUUGUGUAUGUAUACCCAAAAGCCUUUGUUGAAUUGAAGCAUCUGUAUUUCCUAUAUCUAAAUGAUAAUUUUAUAAAACGCUUGGAUCCUGGAAUGUUUGAGGGCCUUUCAAAUCUUCGUAAUUUAUAUUUACAGUCUAAUCAACUAUCUUUUGUUCCAAGAGGAGUAUUUAAUGAUCUAGUUUCAGUUCAGUACUUAAAUCUACAAAGGAAUCGCCUCACUGUCCUUGGGAGUGGUACCUUUGUUGGUAUGAUUGCUCUUCGAAUACUUGAUUUAUCAAACAAUAAAAUUUUGAGGAUAUCAGACUCAGGCUUUCAACAUCUUGAAAACCUUGAUUGUUUGUAUCUAGAAGGUAAUAACUUAACAAAAGUACCAUCUAAUGCUUUUGGAGUACUUAGGAGUCUUAAAAGACUUUCUUUGUCUCAUAACCAUAUUGAAGCAAUACAGCCAUUUGCAUUUAAAGGACUUGUCAACCUGGAGUAUCUCCUCCUGAAAAAUGGAAGAAUUAAAAAUGUUACUAGGGAUGGAUUUAGUGGAGUUAAUAAUCUUAAACAUUUAAUCUUAAGUCAUAAUGAUUUAGAAAAUUUAAAUUCUGACACAUUUAGUUUGUUAAAGAACUUAAUAUACCUUCAGCUAGAUAGAAACAGAAUAAUCAGCAUUGAUAAUGAUACAUUUGAAAACAUGGGAGCGUCUUUGAAGAUCCUUAACUUGUCAUUUAAUAAUCUUACAGACUUACACCCAAACGUCCUUAUGCCAUUGUCUUCAUUGACGCAUCUUCAGGCAAAUUCUAAUCCUUGGGAAUGUAACUGCAAACUGCUGAGCCUUCGUGACUGGCUAGUGUCUUCAGCCAUUACUCUAAACAUCUAUUGUCAGAAUCCCCCAUCUAUGCGUGGCAGACCAUUGCAUUAUAUUAAGUGGACUGACUUUACAAAUUGUGCUGCAUCUUCGACAAAUGUAUCCAGAACUUGGGCUGUAAAAUCUCUUCAUAUUCAUCACAAGACCACUGCAUUAAUGAUGGCCUGGCAUAAAGUAACCACAAAUGAGAAACAUUUGGAAAAUACUGAGACUGAAAGCGUUACUUUUGGGGAACAAAUUCAUACUUCACCUGCCAGUAGAUUGUUUCAAGAGAAUACCUUUGGUAACCUGUUAGAAACUACUGCAGUAACACCCGUGCAAAUAGAGCUUACUUCUUCUGUUAACUUGAACUUGGAAAAAAAUAGUGCUCUACCAAGUGAUGCUGCAUCAGUGUCAGGAAAAACGUCUCUAAUUUGUGCGCAAGAAGUUGAAAAGUUGAAUGAGGCUUUCGACAUUUUGCUAGCCUUUUUCAUCUUAGCUUGUGUUUUGAUCAUUUUUCUGAUCUACAAGAUUGUUCAGUUUAAGCAGAAAUUAAAGGCACCAGGAAACUCAGGGGAAAAUAGACUUGAAUACUACAGCUUUUAUCAGUCAGCGAGGUAUAAUGUAACAGCCUCAAUUUGUAACACUUCCCCAAAUUCUUUAGAAAGCCCUGGUUUGGAGCAAACUCGACUUCAUAAACAAAUUGUUCCAGAAGGUGAGGCACAGGUCAUUAUCUUUGAACAUUCUGCUUUAUAAUUCAAUUCAACUAAAUAUUGGCUAUAAGAAAACUUCAGUGCAAUGGACAUAAAAUGGGAGCCUCCUUAUAGAACUAAACACUUUAUUUGUAAAUAUAGUGAAUUAUAUGAUCUUAUCAUUAUUAAAAUAUAUGUUUUUAAUAAUU
Molecule: messenger RNA, 2237 nt
Organism: Trichechus manatus latirostris (Florida manatee)
Lineage: Eukaryota; Metazoa; Chordata; Mammalia; Sirenia; Trichechidae
Gene: LRRC70
Product: leucine rich repeat containing 70
Exons: 2
Coding region: 191-2092 (633 amino acids)
Cellular component (GO): extracellular matrix
Molecular function (GO): protein binding
Source: RefSeq, a predicted model, not a curated record